Molecule: messenger RNA, 2364 nt
Organism: Conger conger (European conger)
Lineage: Eukaryota; Metazoa; Chordata; Actinopteri; Anguilliformes; Congridae
Product: collagen alpha-1(V) chain-like
Exons: 23
Coding region: 1-2343 (780 amino acids)
Source: RefSeq, a predicted model, not a curated record
AUGAAAGAACCCACCAAGUGGACCCUGAGGGCCCACUUCCUUGCAGAGGAGGUUGAUCUGCUGGAGAGGCUUUCCUCGCUGGCCCUGAACAGCAGUAACGUCUCUCUGUCUGUUUCUGAGGGGGCUCAGAGGUGCCCCACCCUGCACAUCGGCCAGUACUCCACUCUCACCUUGCCCAUGGAGGAGACAUUUGGACCCAGGUUUCCAGACGAGUUCACCCUGCUGAUGCAGCUGCGCACCUCUCAGCCAGAGGACUGCAGCCUGCUCACCCUGCAGAACCCCUACAGCCACCUCAUGCUGCAGAUCCGCGUCAGCCCCUACACCUUCACCUUCAUCUCCACCCGCCAGCGGCAUUACGAGUUCCCUGUGGGGGUGUUGUCAGACGGGGAGUGGCACAGAGUUUCGGUGGGCGUUUCAGCACACCGGCUGGCCCUGUAUGUGGACUGCCGGUUGGUGGAGAGUGUGAACUGGGAUAGUCCCAGCUUGGACAUCACCACCGACGGGCUGCUGAUGGUUGGAGGCAUUGUGGAGGGAUUUGAGAUGCCAUUUCAGGGGGACCUGAGACAGAUGACCUUUCUGAUGGGCAACCCGGAUGCAGCCACAGACCACUGCACCCUCCAUAUGCCCAUGUGUAAUGGGAUGCCAGUGCCCCCGAAAGCCCCUCGCUCCCCUGGGACAUCCCCAACCAUGGAGGACCUUCUAUCCUCAAACGACUUGGAGAACCUCAUGGAAAGCUCCACUGAUAUGGACGUACCACUAAUUGACUCCUUUCCUGGUGUGGGCCACCUUGGGCAGGAGGACAUGAUCGUGGUAGAGGAAGCCAUCCCAGUUCUCCGAAUCGGCCACUAUGGCAGCCUACCCGCCAUCCACACCCGGCCGGCUGGGAUCCAUGACGACAAGCCUAACUCUGGGACCAAGGCCCUGGAUGAAAACUUCACCACAGAGAAAAGAGCGGAUGGGAGCCUGCAUACAGCCCAACGCAAUUUUCCUGGAAAGCCCUCUGACAACAUCAUUGACUUGGACUCCGCCUCUUCCCUUACUCUGAAGAAAUCCUCCAUUGGCUUCUCAGGUGGAAAAAUCCCAGCAGAGAUGCCCCAUGACCCCCAUGACCUCGCCUUACUGGCUGAACAGGGCCUGCUGCCUUCCAUAGAGUCCUCCACCACCUCAGUGUCCCACCGGGAUGUUCAACAGGGGCUGAGCACCAGUGCUGUGCACACAGAACAUGGUCAAGGUUGGUCCAAAGAUGUGAAAGCAGCCAGAGGCAGCCAUGCGAGUAACAGUGUGGCCCAGGAAGGAGACGUGAUCCCAGGGCUUGACGGCAGGCUGUACCGCCUGAAAAAAGGUCCGCCUGGAGCAAUGGGACGCCCAGGAAAGAGAGGCUGUGCUGGUAGAAGAGGAUAUGCUGGUUUUAAGGGCAACAAGGGAGUGAUGGGACCAGAGGGGCGCGAGGGGCGUAAAGGCGAGCAGGGAUUGCCAGGUCCACCGGGACUGCCUGCCCUAUACCUCUGGAGGAACACAGAGGAGGACUGGGAAGCUUUCAGACAAUCCUCCUACUUCCAGCUGUUGUGGGUAGGCUGGCCUAGGGAACAGGGUCUUCCUGGAUUCAUGGGGGAGAUGGGAAAGCCAGGCCGACCAGGGAUACCUGGAGAUCCUGGAGAGAGAGGACUCCCAGGGUACAGGGGGGACAUGGGCUAUCCUGGGCCUAAGGGGAUGCCUGGCAAGCCAGGGCACAAGGGAAGGGAUGGACACAAUGGUGCAGAUGGACAGCCAGGCCCAUCAGGAAGACCUGGGAUGCAUGGUCCACGAGGGUACAACGGGGAGCCAGCGCCCCGAGGGGAGAAAGGAGAUGAGGGCUCCACCGGAGAACCAGGGCUCUCAGGCCCCAUCGGCCCCUCUGGGCCACCAGGUAUCCGAGGGGUCCAAGGCCUGCCGGGGCUUCCAGGGGGGCAGGGGGAAGAUGGCCCCAGUGGAGAACCUGGACCAACAGGGCCAUUGGGAGCUGCAGGUUUAACAGGCCAGGUCGGAGUUCAGGGGGUGAAUGGCUCGGAGGGAGAUGUAGGACCAGCUGGUCCAGCAGGUCGAAGAGGCCCCCAGGGGCCUCAAGGGCUUGUGGGUGCAAGGGGGUCUCCAGGGCCACCGGGGCCUCAGGGACCCCAAGGGAAGGACGGCGCACCGGGCUGUAAAGGCGACACUGGUACCAUGGGGGUGAUGGGGGUCAAGGGAGAGCAAGGCUUUGAAGGGUCAAAGGGUAUCGUGGGAGGUCCUGGUCUGCCCGGGAUCCCAGGUAGCAGAGUAAGAUCUGUACUCUUCUCUUUUCCCUGCUAUGUGUUGAGUUUCGACUGAUUGUUGUAUCAGAGGGCCUGG